This is a messenger RNA of Malaclemys terrapin pileata, 1737 nucleotides long. RefSeq names its product POU domain, class 5, transcription factor 3-like. Gene Ontology annotation, molecular function: RNA polymerase II cis-regulatory region sequence-specific DNA binding; DNA-binding transcription factor activity, RNA polymerase II-specific. NCBI's taxonomy places the organism in Eukaryota, Metazoa, Chordata, Testudines, Emydidae. The coding region runs from base 1 to 1272 and encodes 423 amino acids. The transcript is spliced from 5 exons. The record is from RefSeq and is a predicted model, not a curated record. Gene Ontology annotation, biological process: regulation of transcription by RNA polymerase II.
AUGUUUAGCCAGGAGGCGCUGCCCGCCGCCUCCUUCAGCCUGGGGGCCGGGAUCCUGCAGGAUGCGAGCGGCCAGUUCGGCAAAAGCAGCUACAGCAGCAGCCCCCAGCCGCCGCCUUUCUUCCCCUUCCCAGCGGUGAAAGCGGAGUACGAGCCCCCCGAGCUGCCGGCGGGGGAGACUAAGCCCUGGUGCCCUUUCCCGGGCCCAGAGCCCUGCCACCAGCCGGGCAUGGCUGGGGGGCACCAGGGCCCCCCUCUCCUGGGAAGCGGGCAGGCCCCGAAGGAAGAGCCCGGCCAGGAGAAGGGGCGCAGACAAGGCUCCCCAGAAGCGAAAUACGCCCUCCUGCCCGCGGGCCCCUACUACGCCCACCCCUGGAACAGCCCUUUCUGGCCUGCCUUGGCUGGCCACAGCGCGGCGCCGGCCCGCGGCCCCCUGCCCAGCCAGACGUUCCCGGGGGUCGGGCUUUGCCCCGGGGCCCCCCACGCCAUCUACCCCAGCGACCCGCACCAGCCCCCCAGCGGCCUCUCCAGCCUGGGCAGCAGCGGCAGCUCCAGUGGGGCGGCUAGCGAGGGAGGCCAGUCCAGUGAGAGUGGGGACGAGGACGCCACUCCCACCUCGGAGGAGCUGGAGCAGUUUGCCAAAGACCUCAAGCACAAGCGCAUCACCCUGGGGUUCACGCAGGCUGACGUGGGGAUGGCUCUGGGGACACUCUAUGGGAAGAUGUUCAGCCAGACGACGAUCUGCCGCUUUGAAGCCCUCCAGCUGAGCUUCAAGAACAUGUGCAAGCUGAAGCCGCUGCUGCAGCGCUGGCUCAACGAGGUGGAGAACAGCGACAGCCUGCAAGAGCUGUGCAAUGCAGAGCAAGUGCUGGCCCAGGCCCGGAAGAGGAAGCGCAGGACCAGCAUCGAGAACAACGUCAAGGGCACGCUAGAGAGCUUCUUCCGCAAGUGCGUAAAGCCGAGCCCCCAGCAGAUCUCGCAGAUCGCCGAGGAUCUCAACCUGGACAAAGACGUGGUGCGAGUCUGGUUCUGCAACCGGCGUCAAAAGGGCAAGCGGCUGCUGCUGCCCUUCGGCGAUGAGAACGAGGGAGCCAUGUACGACAUGAACCUGGCCCUAGCGCACCCAGCCCUGCCCGCCGCAGUGAGCUCCCAAGCCUAUGCCCCGGCCCCCCUGGCCUCGCCCCCUCCCAUCUACAUGUCGGCUUUCCACAAGGGUGAGAUCUGCCCUCAAGCUUUGCAGCCGGCAGUCUCCAUGGGGAACAGCGGCAACUGAAACUGGGGGCCGGGGGCUAUUGGGAGCUGGACGGAGGUGCCUCCUUGGCGGUGCUGCUUGGCUGGCUCCCCGGAGAGAAAAGCACCCCAGAGAUCCUGCGGCUGCUCCCCAGACGCCUGACUCGGGGAGGGGUGGGGUUCAGUGUGUUUGUUUGCUUGUUUGUGUGAGGGGGAGGGGCAGCAAAGCAGGCAGAGGGAGCGGAUCACCCUGCGCUCUGGAGCGAGUCCCCGUCCUUCCCACCGAUCUGAGUCACUCCUGCUGCGAGGCGCCUGCUUUUCCCCUCCCCCCCUUGAGUUGAUCUACCUAUCCUGCCCCUCCCCCGGGGCCGGGGCCUCGUCACUCAUUUUCAAACGACGUUUUAUCUAUUAUUAGUUUGGAGAAGGGGAAAAAAAUGAAGCCCUUUUUAGCCAUUUCUAGUUUUAAAAUGAUCCCGUCUCUGUCUCUCUCUGUUGCACCCAGCAGGGC